AUGAGUUUUGGUCCAGUGGAUCAAAACGUAUCUCAUCCCUACGGACUCCUUCUGUUCUACAAGGUGGAAGUUCAUAACGGCCAGAGAACUUCAUUCUGGUACGACAACUGGUCGCCGCUAGGUACGCUGAUCGACAUCACUGGACCACGGGGUUUUAUUGAUCUGGGUAUUACUUCGAGUAAAUCGGUGGCGGACGCUCUCACUGGUCUCGGACGCAGACGCCAUAGAACAGAGCAGCUACGGGCUAUCCAAGUCAUGCUCAACUCUCUAUGCAGCCGGAGCAUGCACACUGCAGAAGACAUACCGCUUUGGAAAGCUUCUGCGGACGUAUACAAACCUUCUUUCAGUACAAAGAAUACCUGGAUACAGCUCCGACAUGCCGGACCCGUUAUUCAAUGGCACCGUGGAGUUUGGUUUACUCAUUCCACCCCUAAAUUAUGUUUCUUUGCCUGGUUAGCGAUGCAUAAUCGUUUGGCUACCGGAGAUAGAAUGCUCUCUUGGAAUGCGGGUGUCAAUGCUACUUGUCUCCUAUGUCAGCAGUCUGUGGAAUCCCGCAAUCACCUCUUCUUCGCAUGUCGAUACUCUGCAGCAGUCUGGAGUGUGUUGACAAAGGGUCUUCUCAAAGGCCUCUACACCACAAACUGGAACGCCCUUGUCUCCGUCAUUUCAAAUACCACUCAACCACGACAUACCCAAUUCCUCAUUCGGUAUGUUUUUCAAGCCACAAUUCAUGGUCUCUUGACUUGA
Microthlaspi erraticum is the source of this 747-nucleotide messenger RNA. The record is from the annotation of a GenBank genome assembly. Lineage: Eukaryota; Viridiplantae; Streptophyta; Magnoliopsida; Brassicales; Brassicaceae.